Mesoplodon densirostris (Blainville's beaked whale) is the source of this 5147-nucleotide messenger RNA. RefSeq names its product deoxyribonuclease 1 (gene DNASE1). The coding region runs from base 3888 to 4823 and encodes 311 amino acids. Gene Ontology annotation, cellular component: nucleus. Gene Ontology annotation, biological process: DNA catabolic process. The record is from RefSeq and is a predicted model, not a curated record. Gene Ontology annotation, molecular function: DNA nuclease activity. The transcript is spliced from 8 exons. NCBI's taxonomy places the organism in Eukaryota, Metazoa, Chordata, Mammalia, Artiodactyla, Ziphiidae.
UAUUUAUUUAUGGCUGAGUUGGGUCUUUGUUGCUGUGCGCAGGCUUUCUCUAGUUGCAGCUAGUGGGGGCUACUCUUUGUUGUGGUGUGUGGACUUCUCAUUGCGGUGGCUUCUCGUUGCGGAGCAUGGGCUCUAGGCGUGUGGGCUUCAGUAGUUGUGGCUCGUGGGGUCUAGAGCACAGGCUCAGUAGUUGUGGCGCACGGGCUUAGUUGCUCCGUGGCACGUGGAAUCUUCCUGAACCAGGGCUCAAACCCGUGUCGUCUGCAUUGGCAGGCGGAUUCUUAACCACUGUGCAACCAGGGAAGCCCUAUCCUUUGAUUUAAAACGCAGAACUCAAGACCUGACUCCAACUUAAUUCCUUCAGUGUGAUGCAUCAUUUCCCCUUCCUGUAUCUGAACAGGUUUAGUUUAACUAAAGAGGGUGGCAGACUCUCAGGGUUGAUGUAAAAAUAGCUCACCCUGAUCAGAGAAAGCGGUCUGCUGCCUGCACCCAUUUCCCUGCCGAUGUGACAUUGAAAAAUGCCAGCAGCACUGGGCUUCCUCCCUUCCCUGGCACCCAUUCUGUCUCCACUGUGGAGCCUGGCGUGGGAGGAGUGUACCCCUGAUUCUGCCACUGGUGUUGGGUUUGGCCCUGUCACUUGCUAAGACCAAAAGAAUGUGGGCAGAAGUGGCAACAUGCAGAUUUUGAGCCUAGGCUUCUGGAGGCAUCAUGUAUUUCUGUUCACCUCUCUGGAAGUUUCCACCAUCCACCAUGUUAGAAGAGCAUAUAUGCUAGCUGCAGCCCCUUCAGCCCAGUACCUCCCUGCCCCAGAGGGAGGCCCAGGGAGCAGAGCCCUCCCAGCUCACCUACAGACCUGUGAGCAUGAGAAAAAAAAUGCAUACUGCCAUACAUGUUGAAUUCUGGGGUUGCUUGUUACACAGCAACAGCUGACUUAUACAAAUGGAAAAGAGGUCCAUGAGGGAAAGUUAAAAGGGUGAUGGAAAUAUAACAGCUGAGAAGGUUACUGGUCUUAGGGAUAAGAUGAAUUUUUAAGAUGUGAAAUGGUUCUUCUGUAGAAUAAUGUUAUGUCUGUUGAUCCUUAAGACAAACCUAAGAGGAAAGCAGUGACAGUUUUAUCCCCAUUUUAUAGAUGAAGAUAUUGAGGUUCAAAGUGGUUGAAGGUGCACUGGGUGAGCCUGGUCUGGGCCCCAAAUCCCUGACUCCUGGGCCAGGCUCUUCCCGGCUGUGCUGCCUGCCUCUCUUGUGGGCCUGACUUAGAGCAGCCAAUAUGGCAGCAGAGCAGAGCUUGGCACUUUGUGCAGAUGAGGCCACCGUUGGGACCUUUCUUCUGACAGGUUGGGGAGGGAGGACGCCUCCCAGAGAAGGGGCAGCAUUUGGUUGAGAGGGGAACAGGGGUGCCAAUAGACAGGUGCCUGUGUCCCACAUGCUGAAAACUGGGGGCUCUGGGUGUCUUCUUGGUGAGCCAUGGCUCUGCCGCCUACUGGUUUGCUCUCAUGCUCCCCUCAAAAGGUCUGGCAACUGUGUGUCCAGGAAAGAUACCUAUGGAAGAAAAGUGUCAAGGCACCUACACUGAGUACAUUGAUGGUCUUGCCUGGUGGUUGGGGUCUGGAUUUUGACACACUUGAAGCCUCGGGGGUUUUAAACAGGAGAGUCAGCAAUCAAACCUUUGCAAAAGGCUGCAGUGGGGCUUCUGGCAGCUUGAGGGCCAGGCCACGUGACCCCAUGUUGUAGAUGCCAUAUCAGGGUACACACGAGCUGACUGGCAUUCCUACUGACUGCUGGAGCUAUCUGUCAGCACGUUCUCAUUACUUCAGGGGGUUCUGGUCUUGUUGAAGUUGGUUUACUUUCUGAGUUGUUUUUAAUCCCUCUGUGUCCUCCUACUUCAUGACCAGCUGACCACAUCCAUGGCACUUUGAUUUUGACCUUGGCUCCUGCUGACUGCUCCCCUCAGGCCCCUCCUGCUCCCUGACCCCCAGUCCCCCGUAGCCCUACACUCCCCUUUAUACUGCAAGACCCUUCCUUUCCAGGGAGCGACCCAGCCUUCCCAGUUGGAAGGCUGUCCUUGGAGACCACAACCCCGAAAUGGGGCAGAGCCCCCAUGGAUGGGGUGAUGGGCUGAAUAAUAUCCCCCAAAAUAUAUCCAUGUCUUAAUCCCUGCAAACUAUUAACUUCACACGGCAAAAAAGGAUCUCAAGAUGGAGAGACAGUCCUGGAUUAUCCGGGACCCUAAACUCAAUAACCUGUAUCUUUGAGGGAGGAGAAUCGACACAGAAGAGAAGGCAAUGUAAUGAUGGAGGCAGAGACUGAAGUGAUGCAGCCAUAAGCCAAGGAACACCAGGAGCCUCCAGAAGCUGAAGAGGCAGGAAGGGUCUCCCUCAGCGCCUCCAGAGCAUGUGCAGCCCUGCCACACCUUGUUUCAGCUCAGUGAAAUGGAUUUUGGACUCUGAGCUCUAAGAUUAUUAGAGAAUACGUUUCUGUAGUUUCAAGCCACCAAGUUUGUGCUGACUUGUUACAGCAGCCACAGGUAAUGAAUACAAAUGGGAAAGCCAGGGAUUCCAAAUGAAAUGAAUGGACCCAAGGCCUGGCAUGGACCCUCAGCUGCUGCCUGACAGUGUCCUUAUGACCCGGCCACUCCUGUCACCUGUGCGUGAAAUGCACAGGCUCUCCACAGGAAGGUUUCCUGCUGCCUUGCUGGCAAGUGAGGUGGACUCUGCGGCCCCUGCCCCUCCCUGGUGCCCACAGCCCUGCAGCCCCCGAUACUGCAUCUCAAUGUGUGCCCAGUUGAGAGCCCCAACUCCUGGCCAGGGUGCUUGCAGCCGUCACGACUGAAGGAUUAGGAAGCAGGGGUUGGAGUUGGUGAGAGAUGGGGUCCUGGGAGAGCAGCCACCAUGGGCUCUAUUUGCAACAUGGAAUGUCUGGCUUUGGCUGCUGGCUCCAAGGUCACCUCAAGUCCUGCAGCCAGGAGUAGCCAGGGCCCUGCCCUCCAGUGCAUCUGCUCCCCACCACUGGGAGAGCAACUUGGGCAAAGGACACAGAGCCUUUGGCUGUUUUUUUGUGUUUUUUUUUUUUUUGACUUUUUAAAACCAAGUGCAAAUAUCAGGUGCUCUUUACAGCAACAAGGACCUGUAUGUACCUUUUGAAAUAAACACAUGCCAGCAACCCACCUGCUGGGAAAGCCACACAGGCAGCGCUAUUGUUCUGUGUCCUCCAGGUGGUGCCCUGGGAAAGGUCACAGCUGCCUAAACCUUUAAAACCCCAGGUGGGACGAACAUUCCCUGUGAGGAUUUGGAGCUGCAGCAGCUCACAGCUGUGUUUCUUAACACUUUGUGAAUUUUUUUCUUAAAGCAGCAAAGGGAGAAAAUUGGUACCGAAGAGUAUCAAUUCUUGAUUCUUGGCAGAAUUCCUGUCUUUGUGAAAGUCAAGUUUCAGGUGAGUGUGCCUGGUGCCCCAAGGGCUGUGUGACCCGUGGCCUAUGGAAGGUGGGUACCAGCCCAGAAGCCCCGUGGAGUCCCUCUUGGUGACCGUGGCCACCCUGGGAAGAGCCCUGGCCAAUCCCAGAGGGGAGGGUGGCCGGAGUGGGGAGGGCGGUGAGCUGGUGCCCCACCCACAGUGCCAGGGGCUUCCUAGGCUGGCGACCCUCUCGGGCUCAUCUGCUGGCAGGUGAGGAGUGAGAAGAUCCAGCGCCUGUUACUUGGCGCUUGGUGUCUUGCUCUCUGCACGCUGGUGAGAGGGCUCAGAGGCUCACCCUGGCCUGCUCGGCAUAGCCCACAAAGACAGGGUUUACUCAGCCUUGGGCUCUACUAGCUCUGCCCAGCUGGACUCAGGGAGGCCAGAGUGCUGAGUCUGCCACCCUCAGGCCCACAUGUGAACAUUUCUCCUGAUCCAGAAUGAGGGGUGUCAGGCUGAUGGGGGUGCUGCUCACCCUGGGUGGCCUGCUGCAGCAGGCCCUGUCCCUGAGAAUAGCAGCCUUCAACAUCCGGACUUUUGGGGAGACCAAGAUGUCCAAUGCUACCCUCUCCAACUACAUUGUGCAGAUCCUGAGUCGCUAUGAUAUCGCCCUCGUCCAGGAGGUCAGAGACAACCACCUGAUGGCCGUAGGGAGGCUGCUGGACAAACUCAACCAGGAUGACCCAAACACCUAUCACUAUGUGGUCAGUGAGCCGCUGGGACGCAACAGCUAUAAGGAGCGCUACCUCUUCCUUUUCAGACCCGACCAGGUUUCCGUGCUGGACAGCUACCAGUACGAUGAUGGCUGUGAGCCCUGUGGGAAUGACAGCUUCAGCCGAGAGCCAGCUGUGGUCAAGUUCUCUUCCCCCUUCACACGUGAACUGGCUCAUGUGUCCUCCACCCCAGCCCGACUCCUGACUGAGCCCAGCCCACACCAGCUCAGUAUGACUCCUGUUUCCACAGAGAUCAAGGAGUUUGCCAUUGUUCCCCUGCACGCGGCCCCAUUGGAUGCAGUGGCUGAGAUCGACUCUCUCUAUGAUGUCUACCUGGAUGUCUGGCAGAAGUGGGACUUGGAGGACAUCAUGUUGAUGGGUGAUUUCAAUGCUGGCUGCAGCUACGUGACCCCCUCGCAAUGGUCAUCCAUCCGCCUGCACAGGAGCCCCCCUUUCCAGUGGCUAAUUCCUGACGCUGCCGACACCACUGUUACAUCCACGCACUGUGCCUACGACAGGAUCGUGGUUGCAGGACCUCUGCUCCAAGGUGCUGUGGUUCCCAACUCGGCUGCUCCCUUUGACUUCCAAGCUGCAUACGGAUUGAGUGACCAGAUGGCCCUAGCCAUCAGCGACCAUUACCCGGUGGAGGUGACGCUGAUGUGAGUGGGGCCUGGCCGGCGACCCCCGCUCUGCAGCCUGUCACCAAGAACUGAGACGACACAGCCAAAGGCUGGGACAGUUUAGGAAACCAGUGCCUGGUCCUGAGCGCCCCUGCCCGUCACCACCACGGCAGCUGGAAUUAGAGGAAGGUAGGCUUUUCCUCACUGUACCCGCUUCCAUUGUAAGCUUGGAGGUAGUGUCACCAGAGCACCCCACCUUCUCAGUCUGGACAAAAAGUCUAAGAAAUACAUUUUAAGUAAAUAAAAAGCAGGUGCUCUUAUCGGCAGCAUCCAGUCCUUCCUGUGUCAUCGUCCCCAUCCCCCCUUC